Messenger RNA from Phymastichus coffea, 1479 nucleotides. RefSeq lists its product as uncharacterized. NCBI's taxonomy places the organism in Eukaryota, Metazoa, Arthropoda, Insecta, Hymenoptera, Eulophidae. Bases 1 to 1479 code for a protein of 492 amino acids. The record is from RefSeq and is a predicted model, not a curated record. The transcript has a single exon. Gene Ontology annotation, molecular function: nucleic acid binding; 3'-5' exonuclease activity.
AUGAAAGAUGCUAUAACUAAUAUACCAUAUCAUGCUUAUAAUCUUCAUGAUAAGUGUGGAUCGUGGUGUAAAGCAAAUGAAAAUAAAGAAAAUUACGUCGGACUGCAGUUAAAAAGUCAAGUAUUGUUUGAUGAACUGGUAAUUUUAUUUGACAAACUUGCUGCGAAUGCUACGAAGUUUUUAAUGGCAGCAUCGUCGCAAGCUAAUGAGAGCCUGAACAAUUCAAUGGCUAGUUCUGCUCCGAAAAGAAUUUGCUAUAGUACAUCUGAGGCUUCCGAUUAUAGAUUUGCCUGUACAGUCCUACACAAGAAUUACGGAGAAGCAUAUAUCAGCAGUAUUUUUCAUGCUUUAGGUAUGGAAUCAACAGAGCGACUUGCUAAUCGUAUCCAACGUACAAAUCAAUGCGCUUCAAAACGCAAGUUAAGAGAAAAAGAAGUUAGUUUCAAGAGAAGGCGUAUUGAGCUCGCGCAGGCGCGGUCUCAAUUAAAAUAUCGCAAAGAAAAGAGCAAAGGGCUUGCAUACAGUAGCCAUAUGUCCCUUUUCGAUAACGAUGAUUAUUCGAUUACGCAAACUUCGGUUGCAGAAGACACUAGUAAUCCAGAAGCCAAAGAUGUGAAUAGUUCAGCAAUAUUUCACUCGAAUGAUACGGCCAUUGUUUUUUUUGACUUAGAGACGGGUGGGUUUGAUAUGUUUAAGGACGAAGUAUUACAAAUCUCAUUAAAGUGUGAUGACAAGUCUUAUGUCUGUUACCUUACACCAACGCGUGCAAUUAAUCCGAGAGCUUCCGAAGUACACAACCUGACUCGAAUUAAUAAAAAUUUGUAUAAAAAUGGCGAGCAAGUAGUAACACGCGCGAAAGCAGUUGUUGUAUCUGAAGUAUUACAGUUCUUAAAAGCUAUAGGUAAAAAAUGUAUCUUAGUUGCGCAUAAUUGCGAAUUUGAUUCGAAACGAUUUAUUCUUUUGAUAAAAAGUUGUGAUUUUCUCUGUGACUUCAAAAAAGUAGUUGUAGGUUUCACUGAUACGCUGCCACUGUUCAGGAAAACAAUUGUUGACGUUGAAAAUUAUAAGCUUACAACUUUAGCGGCGUGUAAAUUGAAUAUUUCUUGCUCCGAAGCUCAUGAUGCGCAAUUUGACGUAGAAGUAUUAGAAAAGCUGGCAAAAGCAUUUCUACAAUUGAAUGAUUUACUGGCAACAAAUGCAACAUUUGAUGACAUUUGUGCCGCUAUUGACAAAAAGCAACGCAGUAAAAUUAAUAUACACACCUUCCUACCUUUGGACGGCACUAUUUCCAAAACAAUGAUGCAAAGAUUAUCCGAACAAAAUUUUACCUACUAUGAUUUAAUUGAUGCAUUUAUCAACGGAGAAGAUCAGGCUAAGCAGUUGUUACAAGGUAACGUGAAUGGGUCACCAACAGUGAUAAAAACAACCAAAAAUUUAAAUGCCAUUAUUGAACAUUUGAAGUUCGUCACGAAAGAGUAG